This is a messenger RNA of Thrips palmi, 1000 nucleotides long. It is a transcript of the gene c12.1, whose product is annotated as protein CWC15 homolog. The record is from RefSeq and is a predicted model, not a curated record. Gene Ontology annotation, cellular component: catalytic step 2 spliceosome. Bases 134 to 802 code for a protein of 222 amino acids. Gene Ontology annotation, molecular function: RNA binding. The transcript has 5 exons. Gene Ontology annotation, biological process: mRNA cis splicing, via spliceosome. NCBI's taxonomy places the organism in Eukaryota, Metazoa, Arthropoda, Insecta, Thysanoptera, Thripidae.
GACGAGUCAGUGAAGACAAAAGAGCAUCUGUUAUUGUGACAUUUCUUCUGCGCACGUUUCGUGUUGUUUACUUGUGAAAUUCCUGCAAUUCCAACAGGAAUUUCGCUAUUGAACAGGAUCUUCACUCUUCAGAAUGACUACAGCAGCACGACCCACCUUCGACACAGCCAGGGGAGGAUCUGGUAGGGGUGAGAAAGAUCUUAGUGCUCUCUCCAAGCAGUACUCUAGCAGAGAUCUUCCUGGUCACACCAAAUUAAAAUACAGAGAACAUGGGCAAGGAACUUCCGAGGAAUUGAGGGUGCGCGAUUUCCGUAAGGAGCUCGAAGAGCGCGAACGCGAGAAGGAGAAGGAAAAGGACAAGACCCGACGCCCAGCCAUUGAACAGCGUGAUGCGACAAAGCGACCCAGACUUGACCAAGCACCAGCUGCUUCACUAGAUGCAGAUGACCCAUUGGAAUCAGAAGACAGCAGUGACGAUGACAGUGAUGACGACACCGCAGCUCUUCUGGCAGAAUUAAAUCGCAUUAAAAAGGAGCGUGCUUCUGAUCAGGCCAGAAAGGAAGUUGAGAAGCGACAGGAAGAGGAGCGGAUUCGAAUGGAAAAUGUUUUAAGUGGAAACCCCCUUUUAAAUUAUUCAGCCCAAGCAUCUAAAGGGGAUCUUAAGGUGAAGCGCCGGUGGGAUGACGAUGUUGUGUUCAAGAACUGUGCCCGUUCUGAACCUGACAAGAAGAAAGAGCAGUUCAUCAACGACUCUCUGCGAUCAGACUUCCAUAGAAAAUUCAUGGAAAAGUAUGUUAAAUAAGAACACCUGUAUCUCUGUGAAAAUUCUUUUUGUUCUUUGGACUAACGUUUGUGUAUUUGUCUAAGUGUACAUAUGUUUUGAAGUUUUCUUUUUUUUUUCCCUUGUGUCUUAAGUAUAAAUGUCUUUUUCUUUUCUUAUGAGUUGCUAUAGAAGCUAGCAAAAACAUUGAACUUUGAUUAAAUUUUUAAUGAACAUGAA